UGUCAACAUUCAACAAAUUUCCACAAUAAAAAAGGGCCGUGCUGUGCUGUGCUGUGUUGUGUGAAAUUUUUCUGUUGAUUCCUAAACUAACGGUGCUUUUGUUCUUAUAUUGUAAGCUAUUUAUUUACGAUUUGUUUCAUAUUUAAAUUAAGGCUGAAGAGUGCAAAGUAAUAACGUGACGACACCAAUUGGUUUUCCUCUCAAGACGGUAAAACCCCACAGUGAGUCAUAAGGAUAGCUUGUGAUUACAGCUUUAUGUCGAGCUUAUAUUAUGUUUGAAUCGCAUCGCGAUGAAGAUGAACUGAGGCACUAUAGUUCAAUGACUGACGAUUACGAAGACGUGCGUUACCAGAAAAAUCAUUUUCAACACAACAGCUUCAUGGGUCUGAGUUUUGGAGUGACUGUAUUUUUUGUUAUUGUGGGAGGUCUCAUAUUUUUGGGGAUACUGCUAUGCCUCUGUCGCUGCCAAAGAAGGAGACGUCAACAGGGUGGACAAAUCUUAUCACCGCCUACGCAGCCUGCGCUGAACACAAGCGCCCCUUAUCCUCAGCAGAUGUACACUCAACCGAUAUACAAUGCACCACCGCCUGUGCCGCCUGCACCAAAUAAUACGUAUCCGGCAGCAGCAUAUCCGAGUUACCCCAACACCGGGGGCUCGCCAUAUCCCACGAAUACUCCGUACCCAGUCGCGUCACAGUACCAGGCAUCGGCGGCACCUUACCCGGGUGCUGCGUCCUACCCGGCUACAGGGGCCCCGUAUCCGGCUGGGGCCCCGUAUCCGGCUGGGGCCCCGUAUCCGACUGGGGCCCCGUAUCCGGCAGCUGGGGCACCGUAUCCAACCGCGGCCCCCUAUCCGACUGGGGCCCCGGGCGGAGCGUAUUCGGCGCCGUUCCCGCAACCGACGGCACCCAGCGCCCCUGAAGCUAGCGCGAUGCCACCGAGUUACGACCAGGCUGUGAAUAUGAACAAGUCACAUUAGUCCACGACGUGCUACGAAUCUAA
This is a messenger RNA of Aricia agestis (brown argus), 1002 nucleotides long. RefSeq names its product mucin-1-like. The coding region runs from base 272 to 979 and encodes 235 amino acids. The transcript is spliced from 5 exons. Lineage: Eukaryota; Metazoa; Arthropoda; Insecta; Lepidoptera; Lycaenidae. The record is from RefSeq and is a predicted model, not a curated record.